AUGUACUUGACUGAGGAAUAUCUUCCCCCACCUCCAAAACCAUCUGUGGUAACUCUUCAACCUGUAAUGGCAGUUAAUAUAAGAGGUCCAAUGCCUUCUGUAGCACCUGUAAUGGUAGUACCACCUGUAAUGAUGGCUCCUCGUCCUGCAAGCUUCAUGCCUGGGCCUCAUGCACCACAUGUUCCAAGAGUUAUGGUCCUUCAGCCACCUCAGUCAGCAGCCCCUCUAGACCACCACCACCUGGUCCUCCAAUGGGUGUGGUUGGUGUGGACAAAGAUGAUGAAGGACCUGCUACAAAGAGGACAUGAACAGAAGAAACACUUGUUCCAGAAGAAGAUUGGACGCCAGAACCCAUCCACAACUAAUAGACUCAAGAGGACAAGACACCCACCAUGUCCUGACCCCAUCAGACGCCAGCACCCAUCCACAACUAAUAGACUCCUGGGGAUAAGACACCCACCAUGUCCUGACCCCAACAUAUACCAGCACCCAUCCACAACUAAUAGACUCCUGGGUAUAAGACACCCACCAUGUCCUGACCUUUACAGAUGCCAGCACCCAUCCACAACUAAUAGACUCCUGGGGACAAGAAACACACCAUGUCUUGACCCCAGCAGAUGUCAGCACCCAUCCAUAACUAAUAGAGUCCUAGGUAUAAGACACCCACCAUGCCCUUACCCCAACACACGCCAGCACCCAUCCGCAACUAAUAGACUCAAGAGGACAAGACACACACCAUGCCCUCACCCUAUCAGACACAAGCACCCAUCCACAACUAAUAGACUCAAGAAGACAAGACACCCACCAUGCCCUGACCCCAACGGAAGCCAUCACCCCUCCACCACUAAUAGACUCAAGGGGACAAGACACCCACCAUGCCCUGACCCCAACAGAAUCCAUCACCCCUCCACCACUAAUAGACUCAAGGGGACAAGACACCCACCAUGCCCUUACCCCAACGGAAGUCAUCACCCCUCCACAACUAAUAGACUGCAGGGACAAGACACCCACCAUGCCUUGACCCCAACACAGAAUCCAUCACCCCUCCACCACUAA
This is a messenger RNA of Macrobrachium nipponense, 1056 nucleotides long. Its product is annotated as soluble scavenger receptor cysteine-rich domain-containing protein SSC5D-like. The record is from RefSeq and is a predicted model, not a curated record. The transcript has 2 exons. Lineage: Eukaryota; Metazoa; Arthropoda; Malacostraca; Decapoda; Palaemonidae. Bases 1 to 1056 code for a protein of 351 amino acids.